Molecule: messenger RNA, 908 nt
Organism: Prosopis cineraria
Lineage: Eukaryota; Viridiplantae; Streptophyta; Magnoliopsida; Fabales; Fabaceae
Product: germin-like protein subfamily 1 member 17
Exons: 2
Coding region: 45-716 (223 amino acids)
Cellular component (GO): cell wall
Molecular function (GO): manganese ion binding
Source: RefSeq, a predicted model, not a curated record
ACAAACACACAACUCAAAGAAAUCAAGGAUUUGAGAAUUCAAAGAUGAAAGGUUCAUUAGUGAUCUCUCUCCUUGCCCUCUUGGCUUUGGCUUCCUCAGUUGCUUCUGCCUAUGACCCCAGCCCUCUCCAAGAUUUUUGCAUCGCUCUCAAUGAAGCCAAUCCUCAAGUAACGGUGAAUGGGCAAUUAUGCAAAGACCCCAAGCUUGCCAAAGCAAAAGACUUCUUCUACCACAUAAGACCAGGGAACACUUCCAACCCAUUAGGCUCCCAAGUGACUCCAGCAGCUGUCAAUGAAAUACCAGGACUCAACACUCUUGGUAUUUCCCUUGUUCGUAUCGAUUAUGCGCCAUACGGUUUGAAUCCUCCUCACACUCACCCUCGUGGCACUGAGUUGUUGAUUGUCAUUGAAGGAACUCUCUUGGUUGGAUUUGUGGCUUCCAAUCAAAAUAAUAACACCCUCUUCACCAAAGUCCUCAACAAAGGAGAUGUGUUUGCAUUCCCGAUUGGCUUGAUUCACUUUCAACUCAAUGUUGGGCAGGACAAUGCCUUUGCAAUUGCUGGUCUAAGCAGCCAAAAUCCAGGAGUGAUUACCAUUGCUAAUGCUUUGUUUAACUCUACUCCUCCAAUCUCCCCACAGGUUCUCACUAAAGCCUUCCAAGUUGACAAUGACAUAAUUGCUUAUCUUCAAAAGCAAUCUUGGUAUGACAAUAACUAAAUACACAAUCCACCACCCAGCAUCCGUAACUCUAAUUAGAUCUUUAAUUAAAUAAAUAGUUAAUAUGUAUGCAAGCUUACGUUGAACCUUGUCGGCUUGUUCUCGGUUUGUAAUUUCAUUUUGUUUCCUGUACGUGCACGUCUGCUGCGCGCGUGUUCCCACUUCAAUAAAACUAGAGUUUUGUUAAACAAA